AUUAGCAGAUUCAUAUGCAGCUAUGCAUAGUAACUCCGGUUCACCAAUAACUUUGAAUGUGGAAGAUGAGGAGCAACAGACCGAAAAACAGUUCAAGAUUGAAAAGUGGCAGAUUGCACUUUGUAACAAAAGCAAACCUCAGAAGUUUAUAAAUGACUUGAUGCAAGCACUUUAUACACAUGAAUACAUGGCUACACACAGCCUGACAGGCGCAAAGUCCUCCUCUUCAAAGGAUAAAGCAGCAAAACCAGCUAUGAAUCAGAAUGAAGUUCAGGAGAUCAUAGGAAUCACAAAACAGUUGUUUCCAAACACAGAUGAUGCUUUAAUUAGGCGAAUGAUGGGACAAAAACUGAACAAUUGCACCAAGAAGCCAAUUUUAAGCAAAGAUGUUAACUCAGGUGCUUUUCAGAAGCAUAGCUUUUGUGGUUCGACAGCUGCUCCUCAGGGCAUCAUCUCUUCUGCUGUUCCUCCCAGCACACAAGACCAGCAGGAUGAUGAUUCAACAGCUGCUAAUGCACAAAUUCAGCAAAGCAACAGCCAUCUGUCUCCUCCACCUCCCACCACACAAGGUCAGCAGGAGUACUUCAAACCCACUUCUUCUAAGGUGGAGUCUCAUCUCACCAGAAGCUCACCAGCGCCCUCUCCCAACCAGGGUUGCAGACAGGAUCUCAGGAAUUCAGACAAAGAGUAAUAGAAGGUAUUUCAUACCGGUUUAAAUUCUCAAUGGAGAUUAAGGAGUAGUAUAAAAUAAAAAAGAAGUAAUAUCUAAAUCGGCCUAGAAAUAGUGGACAGAGAUGCUGCAAGCAGAAUAGAAGCCUGAGAACCAUUUUCUCAAACAAAUUAAAAUCCCACAGCAUAGAAAAAAAUGAAGGCAUAUUAAUAUCUUUGGCUUUAAGAUAUUAUUAAAUAUAUGCAUGUUACACAGUAAUUAAAAAAAUAUAAACUCAUUCUGAAGAAUAUAAGAAGAGUUCCCCUUAGCUAGAAAAAAACAUGAUUUAAAGUAAUACCAAAAGAAUGUAUAAAAGGAACCUUAAUCCCCUUGCUUUCACCUUGAUAGCUGAUGGAAAACCGCUUUACCGAUCAGAGAAAGCUAUUGCAUAUUAAUACAAAAAAGAUAUAGAGGUAUGAAAAGAGAAUAGAAAAAUUUCCUAGUGAAAUUAAGACUAUGACCAGCACAGGGCCACGUGAGCAGAGAAGGAAUAAAAUAGCGGAGGAUGCUGUUAACUUGGAAAGAAGAAAAUAUUCUUGGGGCAAUGAAACUGCAGCUCUCAAGAUGUCUGCAAGAAAGCAGCAGCUCAUUUUUAACCUCUGAAAGCUGGAAAGGCAAUGAAAGAAGCCAUGUUCCCUCUUAGCUCAGGGAAGGGUCCUCCAGGAUAGCCUCUUAGGUUGUGGAGGCCAUACCUUCUCUCACAGGCCUUCUGCUGCUGGUAUCCUGCUGGCAUCCUGCUGGCUUGGCAGCUCUUGCUCUCCCUUCUUCCCUGAACAUCAGGGUGCCUGAUCCCUCUGGUCAGGAAAUGGAGGACUGUCUUUUGGAAGCAAGUAGUACAAGGCAGAAUUGCCAGCCUUUACUCCCUGUGUUCCAAUUUUGGUAUGCUACCUCUUGCUGGGAGAGUAAGUAGGCAGGCAGAGCUUUCCUUACGGGACUGGGACUAGAAAAAUCCCAGUAACUGUGCAGUUCCUCUUGAAAUUUAACACCACUUGCCCCUGGGAGCAGCUGGCAGUCACACACCCUCUAAUUGCCUGAGGAGGAGGAGGAGGGGGGAAGCUACAUUUUUUUCCUCACUGACUGAUUCCAGGUUUACAGGGUGCUGGUAGCAUGGGAAGGAGAGAACACUUGGAUUAUAGCAUUCGUGCUUGAGUGUACUUCUCCCAGAUCAGAGAGUGCUAAUACUUAAACCUAUUUUGUAUGUGGCAAACAAACAACUAAGGAGUCAAGAUGAAGGAAAAAAAACCCAACAUAAAGUUGAAGAAACCUAGCUUGACUUGAGGAAGAUUUCUGUAACUCAGGAGAUCUGAGCUAUAGAAAUAAAUUAGAAAUAGUAUUAGGGUGAAUGCCAGAAAAAAACCCUGAAGAUAGGUUAGCAGCCAAAUACCUCUAAAAGAAAGUGCUGCAAACAUAACUGUACUAGAACAAUGCACUAACAAAAUGCACUGUGAAGAAGACUUUUGUGGGGCUGGGGUAUGAAUUAAGUGAUCUGCUAGCCUUUUCCAUCUCUCAUGUCUAUCAAUUCCUUAUAGAUAAGAUCAGGAUGAAAGCAGGUAUGAAAUAUGAUGUAAGUCCUAUCUCAUGUUAUUAACUACUAUCCAUAAAAUGCAACAGAAGGAUGUUUGCUAUUAUGUAUAUUUUGUAUAUGUACUGUAUGUACAGCAUAUAAGAAUGUAUAUAGUUAAUCAUAUUUUUGAAGCAACUUUCUAUAAAAUAAAAUGAAACAUUACUA
This is a messenger RNA of Grus americana (Whooping crane), 2438 nucleotides long. Its product is annotated as BEN domain-containing protein 6-like. Gene Ontology annotation, cellular component: nucleus. Bases 23 to 691 code for a protein of 222 amino acids. The record is from RefSeq and is a predicted model, not a curated record. Gene Ontology annotation, biological process: negative regulation of Notch signaling pathway; positive regulation of neuron differentiation. Lineage: Eukaryota; Metazoa; Chordata; Aves; Gruiformes; Gruidae. The transcript is spliced from 4 exons. Gene Ontology annotation, molecular function: DNA binding; transcription corepressor activity.